Molecule: messenger RNA, 3496 nt
Organism: Nannospalax galili (Upper Galilee mountains blind mole rat)
Lineage: Eukaryota; Metazoa; Chordata; Mammalia; Rodentia; Spalacidae
Product: protocadherin beta-16-like
Exons: 1
Coding region: 178-2571 (797 amino acids)
Biological process (GO): homophilic cell-cell adhesion
Cellular component (GO): plasma membrane
Molecular function (GO): calcium ion binding
Source: RefSeq, a predicted model, not a curated record
GUCUCUGACCGGCAGGAAGCAAAGGAUGUGCUUUCUUCAGCCAGAGCAAAGGCGAGUGUAGAACCUUAAAUAUUCUAUUUCAUGGUUUGGUUCUGACCUUCUGGACUGUGAGGCGGGUGCUCCCAGGAUCCUGGGCAUUCGUGAAGCUACUGCAAAGCAAACAUUGAGGAAAGAGCGAUGGAGACAGGAUGGAGGGGAAAUCCGAGACAAAGGCAAGUCCUGGUUUUCUUUGUUUUGCUGAGUGUGUUUGGGGCGGGCACGGAGCUGGGUCCCUAUUCCAUAGAAGAAGAAAGGGAGAGGGGCUCCUUUGUGGCAAACCUAGGGAAAGAUCUGGGGGUGGAGUUGGUGGAGCUAGCCAUUCGCAGAGCCAGGAUCACAUCUCAGGGAAACAAAGAGCUUUUGCAGCUCAAGGUUCAAUCUGGGGACUUGCUCAUAGAUGAGAAACUAGAUCGAGAGGCGCUCUGUGGUUCCACCGAACCUUGUGUACUGCAUUUCCAAGUGUUAAUGGAAAACCCUCUAGAGGUAUUUCAAGCUGAACUGAGAGUAAAGGACAUAAAUGACAAUUCUCCUGUGUUCACUGAAAGAGAAAUGACUCUGAAAAUACCAGAAAACAGUCCUCUAGGAAAUGCAUUCCCUUUGAAUAAUGCUCUGGACUUGGAUGUAGGGGCCAAUGAUAUCCAGAACUAUAAAAUCAGCUCAAACUCUCAUUUCCUGGUUGUAACCCGAGAUCGCAGUGAUGGCAGGAAGUACCCUGAGCUGGUGCUAGAGAAAGAGCUGGAUCGGGAGGAGGAGCCUGAACUAAGAUUAACCCUGACAGCUUUGGAUGGUGGCUCUCCUCCUCGGUCUGGGAUGGCACAAGUCCUUAUCGAAGUAGUGGACACCAACGAUAAUGCACCCGAGUUUCAGCAGCCAAUGUACAAAGUGCAAAUUCCCGAGAACAGCCCUGUGGGCUCCUUGGUAGUCACUGUGUCAGCUGGUGACUUAGACAGCGGAGAUAAUGGAAAAAUAUUCUACACACUCUUUCAACCUUCCCUAGAUAUUAGCAAAACGUUAGAAGUAAAUUCUGUGACAGGAGAAAUUCGGCUAAGAAAACAGGUCGAUUUUGAUACAAUUCCCUCUUAUGAAGUGGACAUCAAGGCCACGGACGGGGGAGGUCUUUCAGGAAAAUGCACUCUCCUCCUGCAGGUGAUGGAUGUGAAUGAUAAUCCCCCAAAAGUGAUGCUAUCUGCUCUCACCAGCCCAGUGCCAGAAAACUCCCCAGAUAUGGUAGUCGCUGUUUUCAGUGUAACAGAUCCAGAUUCAGGGAACAACGGAAAGAUGAUCUGCUCCAUCCAGGAAGACCUCCCCUUUCUUCUAAAACCUUCAGGAAAGAACUUUUACACUUUGGUAACAGAGAAAGCACUAGACAGAGAAGAAAGAGCCGAAUACAAAAUCACCAUCACAGUCACCGACCUGGGCACACCCAGGCUGAAAACCCAGCACAACAUAACCUUGCAGGUCUCCGACGUCAACGACAACGCCCCCGCCUUCAGCCAAGCCUCCUACACCAUGUACGUCCCCGAGAACAACAGCCCCGCCCUGCACAUAGGCACAGUCAGAGCCACAGACUCAGACUCAGGCGCCAACGCCCAGCUCACCUACUCGCUGCUGCCGCCCCACGACCCGCACCUGGCCCUCGCCUCGCUGGUGUCCAUCAACGCCGACAACGGGCAGCUGUUCGCCCUCAGGGCGCUGGACUACGAGGCCCUGCAGGCCUUCGAGUUCCGCGUGGGCGCCGCAGACCGAGGCUCGCCCGCGCUCAGCAGCCAGGCGCUGGUGCGCGUGCUGGUGCUGGACGCCAACGACAACGCGCCCUUCGUGCUCUACCCGCUGCAGAACGCCUCUGCGCCCUGCACCGAGCUGCUGCCCAGGGCGGCCGAGCCGGGCUACCUGCUCACCAAGGUGGUGGCGGUCGACCGCGACUCGGGCCAGAACGCCUGGCUGUCGUUCCAGCUGCUCAAGGCCACCGAGCCAGGCCUGUUCGGAGUCUGGCCGCACAAUGGCGAGGUGCGCACCGCCAGGCUGCUGAGCGAGCGCGACGCGCCCAGGCACAGGCUGCUGCUGCUGGUCAAGGACAAUGGCGAGCCGCCGCAGUCGGCCAGCGUCACGCUGCACGUGCUGCUGGUGGAUGGCUUCUCGCAGCCCUACCUGCCGCCGCCCGAAGUGGCGCGCCAGCCCGCGCAGCCCGACGCGCUCACGCUCUACCUGGUCAUCGCCUUGGCCUCGGUGUCUUCGCUCUUCCUCUUCUCGCUGCUGCUCUUCGUGGCCCUCAGGCUGUGCAGGAGGACCAGGCCGGCCUCUCUGCCUGGCGGCUCUGUGCCUGAGGGCCGCUUUCUGGGACAGCUGCUGGAUGUCAGUGGUGCUGGGACCCUGUCCCAUAGCUACCAGUAUGAGGUGUGUCUGGCGGGAGACUCUGGGGCUGGGGAGUUCAAGUUCUUGAAACCGAUUUACCCUGAUAUUCAUGCACGUGGUUCUGAGAGCAGUAGUGAAGAAAAGCCACGUUCUGAGGUACUUUUAUUUAACAUUGAGUAACAUUUCAUGCAGUUUAAAGUAUUACACAUAUAUUCGUUUAGUCGUGUAGUAAUUAUUAUGAAAUACAACUAAUUGCAUUUUCAAAUUUCAAGGACUUCACAUCUAUAUUUUUACAAUGUUAUUAUCUCAAUGUUUUUACAUUAAUGGUUGGUUUCAGUUGACUAAGUACCCACUUAAUGCUUUUAAGGUUUUAAUUCUUUCAAAGUACAGAAUAAUUUGUUGCCAUUUCUCAUUUUAGAACUGAGGGUUUUUUCUUUUUUUGAUGUUUGUUGCUGAUUUGGUUUGUUUUCUUCUUGUUGCUGAGUACCAAACUCCGGGUCUUUUGCAUGCUAAGCUAGUGCUCUACUACUGAGCUAUAUCCCUGACACUUUUUAAAAAUUGUGUUAACUUUUAUUGAUUUUGUUCUUUGAAAAUUUCAUACAUAUGUAAUGUCCAUUCUGUUUAUUCUAAGCCAUCUUUAAUCUCUCUCUACCCCUAUUAACUCCCUUCCUCCCUGCAAACCCCCCUCACCCAUCCAUGACAUUUUUAUAAGUUAAAAGCAUACCAACUGAUGGGUUUCAGUAUGGCAUUUGCAUGUACGUCUUUAUACUUGGUUCUCACUCAUUCCUAACCCCUCUGUUCUCCUGGCUCCCUUUCCCAGCUAGUCCCCCAUUCAGCCCUCCCAUCAUAUCUAUUUCAUUGCCUUCUAUUUCCCAUCUCCCUUUAGAGCUCCUUUGGUCAAAGUUGUGACAUAUAGGACAGAUGAUGUCCUAUAAUGCAAAUACAAUGUAAUAACCUGCAUAAAAAUCAACAUAAAUUUGAACACAUUUAAAUUUUGCAUAACAAUAUUGGUGGACUCUUGGAAAGAUGCAUUUAUCAUUUUAUACUGAAAUUUUAAUUGUCAACCUUAAAAGUAAAGAUGAAUUAAAGAUUAUAAAGAAAAUAA